Lasiosphaeria miniovina is the source of this 1599-nucleotide messenger RNA. Its product is annotated as glycoside hydrolase family 7 protein. NCBI's taxonomy places the organism in Eukaryota, Fungi, Ascomycota, Sordariomycetes, Sordariales, Lasiosphaeriaceae. Gene Ontology annotation, cellular component: extracellular region. Gene Ontology annotation, biological process: carbohydrate metabolic process. Bases 1 to 1599 code for a protein of 532 amino acids. The record is from RefSeq and is a predicted model, not a curated record. Gene Ontology annotation, molecular function: hydrolase activity, hydrolyzing O-glycosyl compounds; cellulose binding. The transcript has 2 exons.
AUGUACGCCAAGUUCGCUACCCUCGCUGCUAUUGUGGCCUCGGCUGCUGCCCAGCAGGCAUGCUCCCUUACCGCCGAGACGCACCCUGGGAUGCAAUGGUCCAAGUGCACAUCUGGAGGCAGCUGCAGCACUGUCGCGGGGUCCGUCACCGUUGAUGCCAACUGGCGUUGGACUCAUGCUCUCACAAGCGCCACCAACUGCUACGAUGGCAACAAGUGGAACAGCACCAUUUGCAGCACCGACAAGACCUGCGCCGCCCAGUGCUGCCUCGACGGCGCCGAGUACGCCAACACGUACGGUGUUACUGCCAGCGGCAACUCGUUGGGCCUCAAGUUUGUCACCAAGGGCCAGUACUCGACCAACAUUGGCUCGCGUACUUACCUUAUGGAGUCCGACACCAAGUAUCAGGGCUUCACCCUAUUGGGCAACGAGUUUACCUUCGACGUGGACGUUUCUAACCUUGGCUGUGGUCUCAAUGGCGCUCUCUACUUCGUCUCCAUGGAUCUCGAUGGCGGCCUCUCCAAGUUCUCUGGCAACAAGGCCGGUGCCAAGUACGGAACAGGAUACUGCGACGCACAGUGCCCUCGCGACCUGAAGUUCAUCAACGGAGAGGCCAACAUUGAGGGGUGGAAGAGCUCAUCCAACGAUGCCAAUGCUGGCACGGGCAACUACGGCUCUUGCUGCUCCGAGAUGGACAUCUGGGAGGCCAACAACAUGGCAACUGCCUAUACUCCCCACCCGUGCACCGAAAUCGGUCAAACUAGGUGCCUGGGCGACGCUUGCGGCGGCACCUAUAGCAGUGACCGCUACAGCGGUGUGUGCGACCCUGAUGGCUGCGACUUCAACUCGUACCGCAUGGGCGACACCGGCUUUUACGGGCAGGGCAAGACGGUUGACACCAAGUCCAAGUUCACCAUUGUUACCCAGUUCCUCAAGAACGCCGCCGGCGAGCUCUCCGAGAUUAAGCGCUUCUAUGUCCAGAACGGCAAGAUCAUCCCCAACUCCAACUCCAAGAUCGCGGGCGUUACCGGCAACUCCAUCACGGCGGGUUUCUGCGACGCUCAGAAGACUGCCUUUGGCGAUGUCGGCGACUUCAACCGCAAGGGUGGCCUCGUUCAGAUGGGCAAGGCGCUCGCCCAGCCCAUGGUCUUGACCAUGUCCGUUUGGGAUGACCAUGCCGCAAACAUGCUCUGGCUCGACUCGACCUACCCCACUGACAGCACCAGCCUCGGCGCUGUCCGCGGUGCCUGUCCCAUCACGUCGGGUGUGCCCUCCGAUGUCGAGUCCCAGGUGCCCAACUCCAAUGUCAUCUACUCCAACAUCCGCUUCGGCCCCAUCAACUCCACCGUUGCCGGCCUCGGCGAUGUCGUCGUCCCCAACCCCGGCACUAGCAGCUCCAGCUCCAUCAGCACCCCCAAGCCCACCAGCUCCACCUCCAUCAAGUCGACGUCGAGCACCAGCGUCACCCCCACUCCCACCAACGCCGCAAAGGCUGGCCACUGGGAGCAGUGCGGUGGUAUUGGAUUCAGCGGCCCGACCUCGUGCCAGAGCCCGUGGACCUGCACUGUCUCGAACCCCUACUACUCUCAGUGCCUGUAA